AUGCAAUUCGUCUUCCAGUCCAGAUGGAGGCGGUCUGUACUAUCGACAUGCCACUACGGCUGAUUACGUUGUUAGCUAUCAGUGAGGAAGAAUGUGCAAUAACCGAGCAUAAACAACGCGAUGAUGGUAGCAGGUAUCUGUCCGGGCAUGUUGUUAUUUAUUCACAUCGGCAAUUAGUAAGAAUUCCCACAACAACUGUAUACCAGGCCGACUUAUACCGCCAUUAAGCAGGAAUGUGGAUCUUAUCUUUCGCUAGAUUGAUCCGUGGUCUUAAACGCCUCCAGUCUCCAGUCCCAUGGGUGUCUGAAUUCAGUUGACCAUUGAGGUGGACAGGAUAAAACAGGCAUGGGCGUCGUUAACUUCUUAUUUUGUACCAUUGGAAAAUGUUUCGAAAUAGCCUGUUUCCUGCUGGAUUUAAAUUUUGUCAUUGUUCAUUCCCUGAUCCGGCUUUUGAUUGGCUUGAUUUCCUUCAUCCAUCACCUACCCAUGUUGCUCACAAACUCUGUGAUAGAAUGCUGGAACCUCACCCUCGUCUGCCUGUUCACCAUGUCGGAAGGGGUGUCAGUAUUGACUCACAACCUGGCUGGGGGUGGACAGCAGCUCAUAGGAGGGCUGGUGGAAAGUUGUAAGAUGGUAGGCUACCUUGCCUCCCAUGUACUGCUGCGAACCAGGGACCUUCUACACCGUGGGUUGCUUUCUGGACACAGUGUGCUGAAGCACGUAUGGGAGGGCUGUGGCAUUGCCCUUAGCCUGGUAGUCUAUUUAGCCAACACUAUUGUGAACUUGCUGCUGAUUAGCACGCAGAAUUUCUACACUGUGCUCGUUGGUCUUUGGGAGACAGUCCUCUGUCCCUUACAAAACAUCUUGGAACUGACCUUGGCGGUGUUCAGCUUCCUGUAUAGCACUCUGGUCGGGGCCUCGGUCUUCCUGUGGACGCCAUGCCUCUCGGCUGUGGAGUUUCUGGCCUCCCUUGGCCACAUCUUUGUCAGCAUUUUCCUGUUGAAUUUUUAUGGACUGUUGUUCACGGUGGGUGUCGUAGCGAGCACCACGAUUUACCUGAACCCCGAGCUGUCAAGACAGCAAGCCAACCGCCUCACCCACUACAUCAGCACAGUGCCCUCCCUUCGACAUCUGCAGGUGCCUAUCCAUCGCUUGUACGUGCUAGAGAGAAACCUGCGGCAGAGGGUGGCCGUGUGGCACGGCAGCCGCCACCGCUUUGGCCAUCGGGCAGUGCGGACAGAUGGGGACGGGGAUGCGGGGCAGCCGGAGAUACUAGCGGAGCAGAGGGUGCCUGCUGGGAACGCCGCUGGUGGUGACGGACAGCCCGCGCUGGGCCUCGCACGCCGACCCCUCGCUCACCAGCCCCCGCCACCGGCCGGUCACUCUUCCGAGCGCCUCUUGCCGAGCUCCAGCACGAGCAGGCCGCUGCAGACGGCAGACGAGGGCAGCAGCCUCAAGCCGUGUCCGUCUCCAGAGGUGGACUCCAGCCUCCUCACCAUGCUGCAGGAACAGGAGGAGCGCAAGAAGUGCGUCAUCUGCCAGGACAGCUUCAAGACGGUGGUGCUGCUGCCCUGCCGCCACCUCUGCCUGUGCCGCAGCUGCACGGACAUCCUGCUCACCCAGCCCGUGUACCAGCGCAACUGCCCGCUCUGCCGACACAUGAUCUUCCAGACCAUGGAUGUGUAUCUCUGAUGGACCAGUGGCCUCGGCCCGCUUUGCUUUGCGUCUUAAUGCCAAGCGAGAUCUUGCUGUUGAGAGCUUUCUAGGGUGUCGAGUAGCAAUCUCAGGCUAUCAGCUGAUAGUGCAGGGGCUUGAUGAGGAUGGAUCACACACUGUGGAUUGUUGGCACGUCAUUCUUGGCCUUUCCGCACUGUCAGUAUGAGCACUGUCUUAUUUGAAACCAAACAGACGUAAAUGUAAACAAACAAACAAACAAAAGAAAACCUAUGGCCAACUUUGUAUGAUGUGAAUCUAGCCUACAUAUUUUGUACCCAUAGUAAUGCUUGCAAUAGUUUUAUACUCCCUGCGUGGUGAAGGACUGCAUGAAUAAGGGUCAGUGUGAGUGAGAACUACUCCAGUGCAUAUACACUUCCAAACACAUAUGCACAGAGGAUUUAUUUCUUAAUUUGUGCUUCUUUCUUACAAUGGCAUCAUUUAUUUUUGAUAUUAUGAUGUGUUAAGAUAUUCCACUGUUAUGCAUUUGUUUUUCUCAACAAUCAGAUUUUCAUGUCACAUGAACGGGUUGACAGAAUGUUGGAAGUGGUUUUGUAUACCUCUGAUCAAGGUGUUGUUGUUGUAGGGAACACGGCGACUGUGAAGAUAUAGUAUAAGUAUAUAUACUCUUGGUGAAAUGCUUUGUUUUCCAUGUAUGUCCUCUCAGUGCUUAAUAGUAUUCCUACAUUCUUUUGAAAAAUUAUCAAAAAGGUGAAAAACAGAAUAUGAAAUCAGCUGUUGAUAUAUGAAUAUGAGAGUGAACCUGUUAGCCGUUUUCAUUUGCCUUAAGAAGCAUACGCUACCUGACGAGCAGACAAAAAAACAUGCUAUCGUGGCCUAGCAGUAGGCUUUGGUCGUUUUUACUGCUUUGGUCAAUUCCAGAAAUUGAAGUUCACGGUUCCGACUCGCAAACAUCACUGGUAAUUUAAAGUGGGCAACCCUUGUUUACAUUCCGUUGCAAGAGACAAAAUGAAGAAAAACAUUUUUAUUUUAAUUGUUUACCUAUCUUGUGUACUAUAGACAAAGAUGGACAUAUUGGUGAUCAAAAAAUGUUAAAAUGAGAGACAUCCAUGCUUCCAAACACUAUCUAAUACCAGUAGUAAACACUAUCUAAUACCAUAAUUUCUCCUUGAGGUAUGGUUUUAUAUAGUUACAACAUCAUGUUCAUUUCUUGCUUAGUGCCUUGACAUUGUCAGACAUUUGAGGGAUCAUAAUUGUAUAUCUGCUUCUGGUGAUUACAAUGACGGGUUCAAUAAAAACAGAAGUUUGUUUUCUGGGAUCAGGGACCUUGAAUACAGCUUUGAGCUGUUUAUGUAUUUUUUUGUAUUCAGAAGGUGUGAAGAUGAUGAGAAUGUAAGUGAUGUGAGAACACUCAAUAAAACAUGUCUAGAUUUCA
Molecule: messenger RNA, 3109 nt
Organism: Alosa sapidissima (American shad)
Lineage: Eukaryota; Metazoa; Chordata; Actinopteri; Clupeiformes; Clupeidae
Gene: rnf26
Product: ring finger protein 26
Exons: 2
Coding region: 346-1692 (448 amino acids)
Biological process (GO): protein ubiquitination; ubiquitin-dependent protein catabolic process
Molecular function (GO): ubiquitin protein ligase activity
Source: RefSeq, a predicted model, not a curated record